CCUCGGCCCCGGGUCUGGUUACUCGACCUGAGACGACAGCUCACUCCCAGUAUUGUGUAGUGUGUAGUGCAGUUACCUGGUCACCCGAGGUCGACGUGUGUGCGAUGUCCCUUCGCCCUCGUUCGGGUGUCUUGCACGCCUAUACCUAACCUAACUUUCCUCUUCUGUAGGUGACAGCGUUAGCUCUGCACUUACUACAAUCUUUCCCCGCAAUCCAAACGGUGCAAUAGUGGAGUCUAUCUCGAAGCUGUUGUGAUGUGCUGUAAUGAGUGGUCAGUGAUGUUGUGAUGUUUCCGGCGAUGACGUGAUGUUGUGAUGCCAGUGCUUGUAAAUCACCUCUCCUGACAUCUUCCUCAGAUGGAGUGGACUUUCCCACAGCUAUCGUACAUGGGCUCUAUACCGGUGGCGGGAUCUGACCAAACCAAGAGGGCGGACUUCGUCAGAGCACAACUUGAAAGGCUGAGGGGCUGUUCCCGAUCCAAGCCUGUCCUGCUGGUGAUAUCACUUACAGGGAUCAAAGUAUGCAGCCCGGAUGGAAAGAGUGUGUAUAUGGCUCACGCGCUGAGACGCAUCUCCUACGCUACCUGUGACCCUACUCACUGCCAGUUCAGCUUCCUAGCUCGAGAACCAAAGGGACACUUUAGUCUACAGUACUGCCACUCAUUUGUUACCAAGACAGCUGAACAGGCGGAGGAGUUGAACAGUAUCGUGGGCAAUGCGUUCCGUAUGGCGUAUGCGGCACAGCUGCAGCGACAACCCACGUUCCAUGACGUGAUUGCUUCUCAGCUACAAGACAAGUCGGCCACCAAUCAGAUAAUCAGCUGGCCCAAGCAGAUCCCCGGAUCGGUAACCGACAACAUGGAGACGAACGUGACGUCGAGCUCGCCCACCUUGUUGUUACACAAGUCCGCACCACCCUCGUCCAUACCCGGACUGCGGAGCUACCACACGCACACGCACACGCACGGUCACUCGGACUCUACGCACAGCACGCCCAGCAGCGAGGAGAGCAACUCGCCCACGGAGCUCAACUCGUACAAGCGUCUGGGCGACAAGCCACCCCUCAUCAAGCGACUGGCGAUGGGCCUCGCGAACACCCCUCCGGAGGAAGACCAUUCCCCGCUGGUCGAACCUCUAGCGGACAUCUUGCCUCCCCAGAGCAUAGUCCGCGACAACACCGUCAAACACAUAGAGAUUGACAACAACAGGUUAUCGCAAAGUUCACCGAGCAGCACAGAAACGGAACUGAAGUCUAAGCGGAUCUCUCAGAUCAGCAGUUCGAGUAGUUCUGUGUCAGGUACAGCACCGACGGACAGUUCCACACCUCCCCCUCCCCUCCCACCUGAGAGGACGGAUAGUCUCACCAACAAACCGGAAGAAGGAGAGUUGAGGACAGCACCAUGGUUCCAAGCAGGGAUACCAAGGGAGAUUACACUAGAAGUACUGGGACAGGAGCCUGUGGGAGCGUUCAUGGUCAGGGAGAGCACAAGCAAACCGGGCUGCUUCGCUCUGUCACUCAGGGUUCCCAGAGAGUUCCAGCCACUCGGCAUCGCUCACUACCUUAUUCUUAGGACAAAUAAAGGCUAUAAAAUUAAGGGGUUCACAAAAGAGUUCUCCACACUGACUGCACUGAUAACUCACCACUCCGUGAUGCCCGAGCUGUUGCCGUGUCCGCUGUCGCUGAGUCGGUACAACCCGAGCUUCGUCAAGUCCGACUCAAACAGAGACUUUGCCGACAUCGACUCCGACCCUGACUACAAUACUCUGGCCGACUUCCGCAAGAUGAUGGCAGACCUCAAUGUUUAGUGUUGUCACAGUGAAGAACUAUAUAACUAUUUUUUAGUUUAAUUUCUUAUGAACCAAAGUCUACGACUGGAAGAUCUAUCGGAAAACGUUCAAUUAAUUGUUCUUUUAACCACAGUUUAUAAGUCCGUAAUUUUUAUUGGUUAUCGGUGAGAGCUAAUAACUACAGUUUUGACAAUUUACAGUAAUUAAUAAACGUAACAUUUUUUUUUUUGUAAAUGUUCAUCGCUAUUUAUGGGUGAUGUACGUAAAUUACGUUGAUGUAGUAUGUGUUUAAACACGUUAUUUCACUUGUUUCGCUUUACAAUGCUUGUUAAAUGUUGGCUGUGUAUACUUGAAACUGAAGCUGCUAUGUUACACUUCCUAUUUACUAAGGAGUAAGUGUUUUUUGUUUUGUUU
Molecule: messenger RNA, 2202 nt
Organism: Homalodisca vitripennis (glassy-winged sharpshooter)
Lineage: Eukaryota; Metazoa; Arthropoda; Insecta; Hemiptera; Cicadellidae
Product: tensin-1-like
Exons: 9
Coding region: 358-1806 (482 amino acids)
Source: RefSeq, a predicted model, not a curated record